ACUGAUGUACGCUUCGGCAAGAUGGCUCCUUCGUAAAUCGACAAACGAUUUUGCACGCAAACAAUAAACAGUGACCGAAGUUUCAAUAUAGUUGUAAUUUAAUAUAGUGCGUAGAAUUAAUUCAAUUGAUGCGCAAUCAAGUCAGUUUAAAUCCCGGACAUAAUUCAAUAUUUUAAUAAUAUGGUGUCGAAGGGUUCAGAUACACAAUUGUAGGAGUUUUCACGAGGAUGUCCUCGAAUUUUUUUGACAGAAUUUACAGAACUUAUUGAAUUUACUGAGUUUAUAUUGUGUUCCAAAUUAUUAGGAUUUAGAGAGUUUUAAGUUUAGAGACUCUCUUUUACGGAGCGAUCGAGCUAUCAUCGAAAAGAUGAGUGCCAGACUUUUAAAAGAUCCUGCUACUGCAUCUAGUCGUAUAUUUGUUGGCCAUUUACAAACUGACGAUGUCACAAAGUUAGAAUUGGAAGAACAUUUCUCCAAAUAUGGAACUGUUAUAGCGUCCAUAAUAAACAGAGGCUUUGGAUUUGUACAAUUUGAAGAUGAACAAUCUGCUCAGAAAGCUAUACAAAAUGAAGAUGGUGCACAGUUCAAAGGCAGACGUAUAGAUGUCAGACCAGCGAAAAAGGAUAAUCAGUCUAUUGGAAAUCCAGGAAAUUCAAAUGCAAAGCAAAUGACUGGACUGAAUAAUCAAUUUAAUGCUAUGAAUAAUCAAUUCAAUAACACGGCUGACACUUUUGGUGCAAAUAAACCAAAUUAUGUUGGGAUAAAUCAGAAUUUUGGAAAUGACAGUACUUUUGGUAAUAAUCAAAAGGACUUAAACAUUCAGAAUAGGAGCGGGAAUAGUAACUUUGAUGAUGGAAAUCAAACAGGAAAUAGCGACAAUGACCAAUAUAAUGGAAAACAUAACAAUAAUAACAAUGGAAAUGAUCCUUUUAAUAAUACCUCUCAAAAUCGUGGAAACAAUCAAUUCAAUGUAGGUAAUCUAAAUCGCGGAAACGAUCAAUUCGCUGGUCAGAGCAAUCAAAACAGAGGUGUCAACAAUCAGUUUGGAAAUAAUAAUCAGAUGGGAAAUCAGAAUAGGCCUGGAGGAAAUCAGAAUCGAAAUCAAACUAAUCCAGGCAAUAACCAAAAUCAAAAUGCUGGUUCUGGUAAUACUGGUGGUAAUACCCAUCACAGAGCACGAGGGACGAGGGGUGGAAAAAAUAGAAACAAGAAUAAUCCGAACAAUCCAAACAACGCGAAUAAUUUUAGAGAUCGAAGUCCAAUUAAUAGAGGUAAUCGAAUGGAGGACAAAGCAAAUUGGGAUCACAAACAAGGAGAUAGACGUGGCAAUAAUUUUACCAGAGAUUCAUUUAAUGAUGGUGGAAAUCGAUAUGAUGAUUUCAAGACUUCUGGGACAAGAGAUGCAAAUGCAAGUUUUGGAAAUAUCAGUGCAUCAGUAGAUUACCUCGCAACUGAGAAGAAUGACUGUGAGAUUAUAGUUGUCAAUAAAGCGUUAACGAAAUAUGCGGAAGACAUCGAAUUACGAUUGAAGCAAAUCGGUCUAAUGGUGGACCUACUGUUUCCGAAUGAAGACGUUCCCUUAAGUCGUGUUUUAGGGAACAUCGCAAGUCGUGGCUGUCUAUACGCCGUAGUAGUAACACCCAUCAAUCACGAACACCAUUCCUUGACAUUGAAUAUUUUACAUGGUUUACCACAAGAACACAGAAACAUGCCAGUAGAAGAUGCCAUAAAUUUAAUCUCGCGAGAUUUCACGAACUACAAAGCGGGCGGUCGUUCGGUUCCUCUAAAUACACCUCUGGCGAGCGAGCGUCAUCCGGAUGCUAUACAAGUUUUACUAAACAUGCUGGCAGACAAUCAUCAGCUUACGGUCCUGCAGUACGACCGGGUCAUAAAGUAUCUCGAGAUGAAACGCGAGGAGCAGGUGCAAGUUGAAUUGGGCGACGCGAAGGAUUUGCCGGUAAAGACUCCGCUCACGUCGAUCAGCGAUCCGAAACAAGCCGAGCUGCAGACGAGAAUACUGAAUAUCCUGAAUAACAGUAAAACAAACGUGCCGGCAGCGGCGGAACCAAGUCCGGUACCGCCACCAGCUACGGCACCAGCUCCAGUUCCUCCAACUAAUUGGGGAACAGCAUCAAACACAGCCACAUCUUCAUCUACGACGACCGCAUCCACGGGAGUUUCGCCAUCGCCUCUUCUAAACGAUCCGACAGUUCAGAAAGCUCUUGACAGUCUAUUGCAAGGUAAUCUAUUGAAAAAUAUUGGCGAUCAACAACCACCAACCGCGACGACGAGUGGAGCUCCAUUAUUUGCUGCUUUCUCUAAUAUUGGUAGAUUUUAAAAUCAAUAUAUAAAUUUAAUUGACAUUUGGUCUGAUAUAAUU
Messenger RNA from Nylanderia fulva, 2380 nucleotides. It is a transcript of the gene Neos, whose product is annotated as nuclear receptor coactivator protein neosin. The record is from RefSeq and is a predicted model, not a curated record. Gene Ontology annotation, molecular function: RNA binding. Lineage: Eukaryota; Metazoa; Arthropoda; Insecta; Hymenoptera; Formicidae.